Messenger RNA from Caenorhabditis remanei, 5217 nucleotides. RefSeq lists its product as uncharacterized. The coding region runs from base 1 to 5217 and encodes 1738 amino acids. The transcript is spliced from 24 exons. Gene Ontology annotation, cellular component: axoneme; ciliary basal body; intraciliary transport particle B. Gene Ontology annotation, molecular function: protein binding. Gene Ontology annotation, biological process: intraciliary transport. The record is from RefSeq and is a predicted model, not a curated record. Lineage: Eukaryota; Metazoa; Nematoda; Chromadorea; Rhabditida; Rhabditidae.
AUGAAGCUCAAGUAUCUUUCUAGUAUUAUUCCAGCACAGGAUGGUGAAGCAAAAAUUACAAGCAUUGUUUGCUCACCAAACGGAACCCGGACCGCAAUCGCAUGUGCUGAUCGGUCUGUCGCUUUACUCGAUGAAAAUGGCAAUCAAAAAGACAGAUUCACCUGUAAACCUGUAGAUUCUAAGUAUGGAAAGAAAUCGUUCAACGUCUUGUGCAUGACAUUUUCUCCUGAUUCGUCACGCAUCGCUAUCGGUCAGAGUGACAAUGUGCUGUUCAUCUACAAAGUCGGAACCUCUUGGAACGAAAAGAAAGUGAUUGUCAACAAAUUUGUGCAACCAUCGGCGGUGACUUGUUUGAGUUGGCCAUUUGAUGACAAAAUAUUGAUAGGGCAAUUAGAUGGGAAAGUCCGAAUUGGUCUAAUCAAAACCAACAAAUGCAGCUCGUUAUUCAAAACCGACGAAACAGUGGUUUCAAUUCAAACACAUCCAAAGAAAACAUCCUUUGUUUCGGCACAUCAAGACGGAUCGAUCAUCUUGUACAACUUCAGUAGCAGGACUCAGUCAAAAAUUUGCACUCUCCAAGUCCCUCCAUAUAACUUGGUCUUCACUAAUCAUGGCCUUGUCGUUGCAACUGCUGACAGAAGAGUUUUGUCCUACACCGAAAACGGAGUGGUUCAACAACAAUUCGAUUACAAUGACCAAGUGGAAAAGGAAUUCUCGUCAAUUUCAUGUGAUCCGACUGCCCAGAAUGUUGUUGUUGCAAGUUAUGAUAGACUCCGAUUGUUUUCAUGGUCUGCUCGACGUGGUGCGUGGGACGAAGGAGCUCCGCUGGAAAUCCAAAACGCGUAUUCAAUUGAUGCUCUUGGUUGGAAAAUGGAUGGCAGCACUAUCUAUGCUGGAACUGUCUGUGGUGCUGUCUUUUCUGUGGAUUGUUGCUUGCGUCGUGGAAUGCUAAAAAGCCGAUUCGAAACUACCUACGUGGCUCCUUCUCACGUUAUAGUUCGAGAUGUUGUAAGCGAAACCAGAACAAAUUUAAUCUCCAAUAGAGGAUUGGCAAUUGAUGAGCUGAAAAUAAUGGGAAAAGAUAGAUUCGUCAUUGGAUACACUUCCUCGACUAUCAUCAUAGCAGACACAGAAUCUCAGCAGUUCUCAGAGCUAGAGUGGCAGAGUGGUGGUCAUGAAAAGUUCUAUUUUGACUUCAACAACUGUUGUCUUAUUGUCAAUGCUGGAGAAGUGACAGUUGUCGAAUAUGGAGUUGAUGGAUCGUUGGGAUGGGUGAGAACUGAGCUCACUAGUCCUCAUUUACUUAGUGUUCAAAUCAGUGGAUCAGAUGUUGAAGACCACAAGAAAGUGAAGAAGUUGGCCUAUCUGGUGGACCCUACUACUAUUUCUAUCAUCAACCUCAUUAACAGCCAACAAGAAAGUUUCAUCAAUCAUCCUGGACCAAUCGACUGGAUUGAGCUCAAUGAGCCAGCUACUAAGCUUCUCUACCGAGAUAAACGAUCUAAAGUGACAUUGGUAGAUAUUGAUUCUGAUCAACGGACGGUUCUUCUCUCUUUCUGCACUUAUGUCCAAUGGGUGCCAAUGAGCGAUGUUAUCGUGGCACAGAGUGGUGACAAUUUGUCAGUUUGGUAUAAUCCAGAUCUCCCGGAACAAGUCACCAAUAUGAAAAUUAAAGGAGAAAUUGAAGCGGUAUUAAGAGAUGCAGACAGAACGGAAGUCAUUGUACAGGAACCUACUGCAAAAGUCGCAUAUGAAUUGGACAACACCCAGAUUGAAUUUGGUGCAGCAUUGGAGAAGAAAGACUUUGAUAGAGCAGUUGCAUUCCUGGAAUCUAAUACAGUUGGUUCGGAUUCCUAUUCCAUGUGGACAAGGGUGGCAGAAAUGGCUUUGGAGCAUGGAAAUUUGUUUGUGGCUCAGAGGUGUUAUGCAGCAAUCAACAAUGUUGCAAAAGUAAAAAAAUUACAUGAUAUUCUCGAAAUUGCGGACGAAGCAGCAAUAACUAUCGGUGGAGAUGGAACACAUUUCUACAAAGUUCGUGCUAUGUUGGCUAUCAUGGGAAGACGAUUCAAAGAAGCGGAACGUAUCUUCCUGGAACAGAAUGACACCGAAUCAGCCAUUGGGAUGUAUACCUCACUACACAAAUGGGAUGAAGCAUUGGAAUUGGCAAGAGUGAUCAACUAUCCAGAGUACGAGCAACUGAAGACCAGUUAUCUCCGUGCUCUUAGUGAGACCGGACAAGACUCCAAAGCAGCGGAGCUCAAAGUAUCCGAUGGCGACACAAUGGCUGCUAUACAGUUGUAUAUGAAAGCCAACAAACCUCUUUCGGCACUAUCUGCUGUCAACAGCGACAGUAUUCUUUCCCAAGAUGAAGGCGUGCUCCGACAAAUAGCGGAGUCGUUGGUCAAAUCACAGUUGUAUGAUAAAGCUGGAGAUGUGUAUGAGAAACUGAAAGAUUUUGACAAGGCUAUUGAAUAUUAUAAGAAGGGUGAUGCAUUUGGAAAAGCAAUUCAGUUGGCAAGAUUUGCCUAUCCGGAAAAAGUGGUUGAUUUGGAGCAAGAAUGGGGCCUCCAUUUAGAAUAUAUCGGGCAGUAUGAUGCAGCUGUCAACCAUUUCGUUGAAGCAAAUGACCUCAAAAAAGCAGUUGAAGCGGCGAUACGUGCCAAAGAGUGGCCGAAAGCGUUAUCGAUUGUGGAAAAUAUACAAGAUCAAAAAAUACGCACUGGUUACUAUGGAGAAAUCGCGGACCACUAUUCGAGCAAAGGAGAAUUCGAGAGAGCUGAACGCUUAUUUGUGGAGGCUGGCCUGUUCAAUGACGCGAUUCUGAUGUAUGGAAAAAAUAGCAAAUGGAUUGAUGCAUUCCGUCUGUCGGAAGAGUUUCAUGGAAAAGAAGCGACAAUUUCAUCAUAUCUUGCAAAAGCUGAAGAUUUGGACGAGCACGGAAGAUUUGCAGAGGCUGAACAGCUGUAUAUCACUAUAGGAAUGCCACACAAAGCAGUUCAAAUGUAUGAUCGGGUUGGAAGAGAUGAAGAUGUACUCAGACUAGUGGAGAGAUAUCAUGGGGAUCAUUUGCAGGAAACAAGAAAACGUUUUGCUACUCAAUAUGAAGAACGCGGCGAUUUGAGAGCUGCGGAAGAGGAAUUCUUAAAGGCAGGCGACUUCCGAGCGGCUAUAAACAUGUAUAAAGAGAACGAAAUGUGGUCGGAUGCCUACCGAAUUGCGAAAAAUGAAGGAGGAGAAAACAUGGAGAAACAGGUUCUGUUCAUGUGGGCUAAAAGUAUUGGUGGUGACGCAGCUGUGAAGCUAUUGAAUAAACAUGGCAUGUUAAUGGAAGGAAUCGAUUUUGCCUGUGAAUCUGGAGCUUAUGAUUUGGCGUUUGAUCUCUCAAGAAUUGGAGCAAAAGAACAAAUGCCAGCUGUACAUGUUAGAUUGGCGUCUCAAUUGGAAGAGGAAGGACGGCUUGAAGAUGCGUCGAAACACUAUGUGGAGGGUAACAAGCCAGAACUAGCCGUCGAAAUGUUCAUUCGGGACAAUGACUGGGCGGCUGCUGAGAGGAUUGCAAAAGAACACUGUACCAAUCUUUUACCCGAAGUCUACACCGGUCAAGCUCGCCGUGCAAUUGAAGAAGGUGAUCAUCUACGAGCGGAGACGUUCCUCUUGAGAGCCAACAAACCAGAUAUUAUCCUGAGAUACUUUGUGGAAAAUGGAAUGUGGCCGGAUGCUCUCCGAAUUGCCCAACACUACCUUCCCCAUCAAGCAGCACUUAUUCAAGAAGAGUAUGAAAAGUCCGAACUGAGAAAUGGAGCUCGUGGUGUCGACUCUUUCAUUGCUCAAGCUAAAGAAUGGGAACAACAGGGUGACUGGAGGAAAGCGGUGUCUGCGUUGCUCAGGAUUAACCGAGAUUCCACAGAUAAUGCCGCUUUGAUUAAACAGAGUGUAGAAAAAGCUGCCGAUUUGGUGAUGAAGUUUCUUAUGGGAGAGGAUGAGUACGUUGGAAGUGUGCUCGGAGCCCUGGAUGAGUCAAACUGCCACGAAAAAGCAGCUGAGCUGUUGUUGCUGUUUGGUCAAACAAGACAGGCAAUUACAGCUCUCUGUCGUGCCAAGCAAUGGGGAAAAGCAAAACAGGUUGCGGAAGAGUAUCUACCUGAGAUGAUUUCUGAAAUAGAGAGAAACUACAAGGAAAGUCUGAAGACUGAAGGAAGGCUAGGUGAGCUCAUCGAUGUAGAUGUCGUCACUGCAAUUGAGAUGAUGAUUGAACACGACCAGUGGGAUAAGGCGCUGGAUACCGCUAAAGCUCAAAAUUACCGCCCACUUCUGGACAAGUAUCUCGCUCAAUAUGCGGCCAUCCUUUUGCACCGAAGCGAUUUUUCGAAAGUUCUUUCUAUUCUUGAGAGAUACGGAGCUUCUGGAAACCCUGCUAAUUUUUCAAUUUACAAACAUUUGAUGGAAGAAACAAUGGCGAAGCAACGAUUCGAAUACAGUGAGGUUGCUCGACUCCGCAAUGUUCACUUGGAUGCGUUCAUCGCCUUGAAAAAAGAGAACUCCGAGCAUCUUAACGAGUUCAAAAGGUCAUUAUGGGCCCUGCACUUGAUUGCAAUGCGUACUGCGCUGGAAGAGUUAGGAAAUGGAAUCCCAGAAGUACAAAAGUUAUGCAUGAAGCAAUCACUAUCUUUGUUGAGAUAUACUGACAUUCUCCCGCCAGAUCGUAUAUUCUAUGAAGCUGGCGCUGCUGCAAAAGAUGUUGGUCAAGGAUAUGAAUCUCUUGGUUUCCUGCUGUUGAAUCAUUAUUUGGAUUUGGUUGAUGCAAUUGAAGAGGGAAAUGGUGAACUUGUGGAUUAUAGUCCAUUUGAGAACAGUGAUAUUCCAACAGAAGUUUCACUUCCUACACGACAAUGGCUGGAGAGUUCCAAACACGAAGAUAUCAAGGAAUGGGUUCUGGCGGCCUCAGUAGACGAUGCACAUGUCAAAGAGCUUGUCUAUGAUAGCCGAGGAGUAUUUGAAGCUUCACUAACCGAUAGAUCAGGAGACACCUCCGACCCUUGUCUAGUGACUGGUUACCCUGUCAUUGAUAGCACAGUUCAUAUUGGAAGUAUGGUUGCCGAGAAAGACAAUUUGAACAAGUUCCUCGUCGUUAUCAAAUCUCAUCAAACGGAGAACUUAUUGAAUGUGCAAAAUUUUGUGGCGCGAUGGGCUGGAUCACCGCUGGCUAUCUCGUUGUGA